This is a messenger RNA of Stylonychia lemnae, 327 nucleotides long. Lineage: Eukaryota; Ciliophora; Spirotrichea; Sporadotrichida; Oxytrichidae. The record is from the annotation of a GenBank genome assembly.
AUGGAUUUUUCAAGGAUGUUUUAAGUUCUCAAAGAAGAUAAAUUUGAGUGUCCAAUUACGAAGUUGAUUGUGGUAGAUCCUGUUAGAACUAAAUCUGGAUUUUAUUUUGAAAGGCAAAUGAUUAAAAGUUGGAUAUUAUAGAGAGGAACUUGUCCCCUAACUAGACAAAGACUUUAUCUUGCAGAACUCACCGAACCAACAGAAGAAUAUUAAAAAGAGUUUUAAUAGUUCAAGGAAUAAACAAGAGAACUAGAUUUAUUUUCCAAGUUGCAUAAAGAUAUCAAGGAAAGUAUAAGAAUGGAAAUAAUUACAAUUCCAAAAUCAUGA